Messenger RNA from Exaiptasia diaphana, 1895 nucleotides. Its product is annotated as traB domain-containing protein. The coding region runs from base 20 to 1321 and encodes 433 amino acids. Lineage: Eukaryota; Metazoa; Cnidaria; Anthozoa; Actiniaria; Aiptasiidae. The transcript is spliced from 10 exons. The record is from RefSeq and is a predicted model, not a curated record.
CAUCAAAACGAGACAAGUGAUGAAUCACCAACAGAACAAAAUGGCGGACGAAGCUGAACACAAAAGUGAAAAUACAGCUGAUUUUGGUUCAGAUGAAAAAGUGAUUGAAACAGAAACAAAUCUGAGUGAAGAAUUUAAUGAAAUUGAAGCUAAAGAYGACAGAAAAGAGGAAAAUGCUAGUGAUGAUGAACUAGAAAAUGAUCACUUAAUGGUUUACGAAACAGCAGAUGGUCUCACUAUCCUGGACAGUGUACCAGCCUGUAGUUGUCAUCAUGGUCAUGAUAGUAAUCAUGAUGCAGAAAGUCCCAGAGAUGAAACCAUUCCUGAAGAUUCUGAUGGAAUUCCAGUCGACAGCAGUAUAUCAGAGGAAUUAAUAAUGAAUUUAGAAAAAAUGAGAAGAGAGGAGGUAGUAGAUUUGCCAGAAACUGUAACAAAGCUGACAACAGCUGAUGGAUGUAUAGUGUAUCUUGUUGGGACAGCUCAUUUUAGCAAAGAAAGUCAAGAUGAUGUAGCAAAGACUAUUCAAGCAGUAAAGCCAGAUGUUGUCGUUGUGGAGCUGUGUAAAAGUAGAGUGGACAUACUAAAACAUGAUGAAGAAUAUCUUUUACGAGAAGCUAAAAAUAUUGAUGUCCAAAAACUAAAAUUUGCUAUAAAGCAGAGUGGUGUUGUUGGAGGUUUGAUGCAAGUACUUCUGUUAAGCAUGUCAGCACACAUAACAAAACAGCUUGGAAUGGCUCCUGGUGGUGAAUUUAGAACUGCUUACAAUGAAGCCAGAAAGAUUCCAGGAUGUCAAAUACACCUKGGUGACAGACCAAUCCAGAUAACCUUAUCAAGAGCUAUGGGUGCUUUAAGUGUGUGGCAGAAAAUGAAGCUUGCCUGGCAUUUAUUAACUACGAAACAAGCUAUAAGUAAAGAAGAUGUUGAGAGAUGUAAACAAAAAGAUCUUCUUGCUGAGAUGUUGGCUGAAAUGACAGGCGACUUCCCUUUGCUCUAUAAAGUUUUUGUGUCAGAACGUGAUAGAUAUCUUGCCAGAUCAUUGCGACUUUCAUCAAUGCCAAUUGCAGUUCAUAACCAAGAGGGAGAGUUUCAAGGUGUUAUUCCAAGUGUUGUAGUUGGUGUUGUUGGAAUAGGGCAUACUGCCGGAAUUGCAGACAAUUUUGACAAAGAAAUUGAUGUUCAAGACUUACUAAAGGUUCCAGGACCAAGCAAGACAGGUAGAUUAAUCAAACUGUCUCUAAAAGCUCUAGUUGGUGUUAUCCUUGCUUGGGGAUCAUAUAAAAUUUUUAAGUGGACAAAUAUAGGGAACUAUCUACAGUGGUAGAAUUGAUUUUAAUUGCAAUUUAAUUUAAUUGAAAAAGUUUUAAUUUUUAUUMAAUACUAUGACACGUUAAAUUUUACACCAUUUUACCCUGACAUGCAAUAUCAAAAUAUACCAUCCAUAUAUCAUUAAUUUAUUCACAGACUUUCAAAAAUGAACUCAAUCACGUUUAUGUGUAAUCSGCAAAUACAGUUCCUCGAAUCAUUCGCUGCUAAUUCAAGCACGCGUGCGCGCGUGCGCGAUUGCUUUUUGGCGCGCUUYGUGAGGCAGCUGUAGUCGCAUAGAUCUUGUAUGAUAUGUCUUCAUAACCAAUGUGGAAAGGAUMAAUAUUAACUCAAACCAAGGAUACGAAAACAUUUUCUUGGCAAUUAUAUUUAGUUAGGUUUUUCUUAUUUUUCCUUUAUACGAAGUUAGUUUAUUACACCGUACUAUUUUAUUGGUAAUGUAUUUGUCAUAAAAUGCACACUGCUUCUGUUGGUUGAGAAUGUUUUGUAGCCUUGGUUUAAAGACGUUCUGUAAAAAAAUAGAUUAAGCUAAUAGCGACGAAGAGAAAUAAAGACAAUAGAAGGUGACUAAA